Molecule: messenger RNA, 915 nt
Organism: Penicillium longicatenatum
Lineage: Eukaryota; Fungi; Ascomycota; Eurotiomycetes; Eurotiales; Aspergillaceae
Product: ubiquitin-conjugating enzyme E2
Exons: 1
Coding region: 1-915 (304 amino acids)
Source: RefSeq, a predicted model, not a curated record
AUGACCAGCCCCUCGACAAAACGUCUCCUCAAAGAAUCAACAGACCUCCACAAAAACCCAAGCCCUUACUUCACUGCCGCUCCUAUCAGCGACACCAACCUCCACGACUGGCACUUCACCCUCGCCGGUCCCCCCGCGCCAGCUCCCUACGCAGGUGGCCUCUAUCAUGGCCGCAUAACCUUCCCACCCACAUACCCACUCCGGCCACCCUCGUUCCGCUUUUUGACCCCAUCCGGACGUUUCGAGGUUAACCGCGAGAUCUGUCUCAGUAUCUCCGGCCACCAUGAGGAAACGUGGCAGCCAGCCUGGGGGGUGAGGACAGCAUUGCUAGCGAUUCGAUCCGAGAUAUUCGGCAGCGAAAGUAAAGGGCAGGUGGGUGGCGUUGAGGGAAGUGCGGAUUUGCGCCGGGAAUAUGCGAGGGUCAGUCGGCAGUGGGCUUGUCGGGAGUGUGGAGUUAGUAACAGGGAUGUUAUGAAGGAUUGGUGGAGUAUCUGUGUGGAGAAGGGGGUUGAGGUGGAUGUUGAGGGGUUUGAGGGUAAUGGCCCAUCUGGAGAUGGGGCGCAACAGCAGGCUGGAACUGCUGAUGCGACUCUGGAUGGUGAGAGGCAGGCUGAGCCUGUGCCGACAACGGCUUCUACAUCAUUACAAUCGGAACCACGAAGCCAACCACAGGUGACUGCGCCGGCUGAAGCUAUACAAGCCAGAGCUGCUGCUGUUGCUUCGUCGACAGUGCCAUCUCAAUCAUCAACGCCGCAAACUACAGCUCUUCAACCUCGGCCUGUACCUGCAUCUGCAGCUAUCACACAAGCCUCAGAACCGGCGAACAGUCCAUGGCUAGACCGAGCCAUUGUAGUUGUUGUGUUCGCCUUGAUCAUCUUGAUCCUACGUCAGACUUUGGACGUAGAGGAUUUGUAG